AUGUCUGGUCUUGAGAUCCCAGCUUUUAUCAUCGGCCUUGGUGGUCUAAUUUCCGUUUUUGAGAAGGGCUUUGAAGUAUGGCGCGUCAUUCGGAGAGCCGACGAUUUUGGAGAUGAUAUCGCGGAUUGGAUGUGCAAGUUGGAGAUGGAGUUCUUUCGGUUCCAGACGUGGUGGACUGCUUUGGAACACCUUGCAAUCACAAAAAGGUCAUCACAUUCAGUUCUCAACGUACCGCUGCAGUCAUCGCCUUUACAGGUGACGUUGGAUAAGCAGUUUGGCAAGCCUAUCAUCGAUGCUGCGACUAGCGUCUUGAGGCUGCUUGAGAAGAUUGAGGGGAUUCUCCAGCGGAACGGCGUCUUAGUGGUAAUACAGGCGGAGCCAGUUGUAACAGAUCCAGGCGCAGACCUUGGAGAGGCCACUGCGAAGUCGAGACAGCGACUCAAGCGAUUCGCUAGUGAGCUUCUGAAGCAUACACCAUGGACAACUCGGAUCAAACACAGCACGAGUCCAUGGAAAGAAGACUCUGACAAAGCCGCACUCGAUGAUUCACUGGCGUCCAUGAUAUACUGGAACAACACUCUGUACAGCAUACUGCCUCAGAAUAUUCGAGACAGCAUCCUCGAGCUCGGAAUCGCAGGCUACGCUCUAGACUCGCCAGAAAACAUCAAGGACAUCGUCAACUUGUCUAAUGAUCGCAACGGAACUUUAAGCCAAAGCGCCAAGCUUAUGUCAAUACGACAGCGUUUCAAAGAUGGCAUGGGUUUGAGCGCUGACAUGGAUGCUAUACUCCAGCAAAUGGAACUAAAGGAGGCCGCAUUUGAGGGUUUGGUCGCAGCGGAUGUCUUCAAGGGGUGUCAAUAUACGAUCUCUCAGUAUACUUCUCAAGACGGCCAGGUUUCUCGAGCUCUGAUUGAAUGGAUACCCAUACCAAAAGAUUUCGAUGCUUAUAAGUUAGCUCACUCUCGAAUGGCACGGAUCUCGUACACCUUACAGCAGAUCGGAACAUUCUCAGCAAUACAGCCCUUGCCAGCUCUUGGGUUUGUUGAGUUUGGGGGCGCGAGGUCCUUCGGUCUCGUGUCUACCUUGCCUCGCAGUCUUACAUCUUCAACAAAAGUCUAUACGCUUUACGAUAUGCUGUCGGGAGGUCAGAAGUCGGCGGCGGGUAGUAAAUCAGCCUCACGAGUGCAGCAUGCUCUUCCAAGUCUGAAUCAGCGCCUGCAAUUGGCGUCGAAGUUGGUGAUGGGCUUCUACACUUUUCUCUUGACUCGAUGGCAUCAUGAGCGGUUCAAUUCUCUGCACGUAGCAUUCCUCAUAGACGAGACGGACACAAAGUCAAAGGCACUUGAUCUGAGUCAACCUAUCAUCGGAGGGUUCGCAAUCUCUCGGCCAGACUCACCUACCGAGCUAUCCAUCUCAGCGUCAUUUGAAGAAACCGAGAUUGUCUACCUGCAUCCCGAUAUACGGAAGCGUCUCAAGUCAGGAGCCAAACAGACUGGCAAGGAACAGCGCUUCCAGCGAGUCCAUGACAUUUACGCUGUUGGACUAUUACUAGCUGAGAUUGGCUACUGGCGGCCCAUCGCAAAAGUCGCUGAGUCCGGAGCAAAGGGUUCAAAAUCAGACUCAAUGUUACCCGGGCAGUUCAAAGAAGCUGUCAUCAAGAAGUGUCGAUCAGACCUAGCCUUCUUCGCCGGCGAGACUUACAGGGAUAUCACGCUGCGAUGCUUACUGGCUGGUGAGUCCGGCGGGGUUCAGGUAGAAAACGACGCUGAUGGAUUGAACAACCUGUACUGGGAUGUUGGAAUAAAUCUCAUGACUAGUUAG
Messenger RNA from Fusarium subglutinans, 1821 nucleotides. RefSeq lists its product as uncharacterized. The transcript has a single exon. Bases 1 to 1821 code for a protein of 606 amino acids. The record is from RefSeq and is a predicted model, not a curated record. Lineage: Eukaryota; Fungi; Ascomycota; Sordariomycetes; Hypocreales; Nectriaceae.